Messenger RNA from Saccostrea echinata, 1116 nucleotides. RefSeq names its product E3 ubiquitin-protein ligase TRIM56-like. NCBI's taxonomy places the organism in Eukaryota, Metazoa, Mollusca, Bivalvia, Ostreida, Ostreidae. The transcript has a single exon. The coding region runs from base 1 to 1116 and encodes 371 amino acids. The record is from RefSeq and is a predicted model, not a curated record. Gene Ontology annotation, molecular function: zinc ion binding.
AUGUUCUACAGUUGUCCAAUUUGUUUGGAAAAGAUAAUUAGACCAAAAAGCUUACCUUGUUUACAUACCUUUUGUGAAAAAUGUCUGCAGACGUAUAUAUCUAGGGCUUCUUUGGGGAAAGAUCCAGAAAAGUUUGACUUUGAGUGUCCUGUAUGCCGUCGUGUCACAGGUCAACCAGACGAAGCGAUUGCCGUGGAUCAAUGGGCAAAGCAUUUUCCCACCAACAUACUAGUGAAUUCAUUGACGAAUUUAGGUGAUGAAAAGAAUGAGGAUAAAUGCUGUGCCAUUUGUUUACGGGAUAACAAAAAAUGUAAGGCGGAGUCCUGGUGCAAUGAUUGUGCAGAGGCUAUAUGUACUUCCUGUAAACGUCUUCAUCAAAUUGUCGGUAGUCUGCAAAAACACAAAAUCUCAGCUUUGCAUUUUGAUGACAAGGAUGACAAGCCAAAAUUUCCAGAACUAGAUGAACCCUGUCAUUUACAUCAAGGUAGAUAUGUUGAAGUCUUUUGCUUAGAUCAUGAAGCCCUCUGUUGUAGUGUUUGCUUUGCAACACAACAUAGACACUGUGAACACGUGGAAGCCUUGGAUGAUGUUUCUAAAAAUAUAUCGAAAUUAGCUAUCAAAGGGAAUAUAGAUGUUCUUUCUAAAAUAUCAAAGAUUAUAGAGGAAAGCAUAGAACUCAGAGAAAAGGAAAUAGUGUGCAAAAGCGCCAAACGUGAAGAAAUCAUGAAUAAUGUAUCCCUAGAAAUUUCAAAUAUUAAAUUGAAACUUGAUAAACUGCAGCAACAAUUUGAAAAGGACCUUCUAAAAAAGCAUGAAGAUAUUGAGGAAAAACUUAAACAAUGUGUAUUAGAUUUGAAGCAAUACCUCCUGACGGUCAAGAAUGGCAUGACCCUUCUUUCUGCAGCUCAGGAGUCAGGCUCCAGUAAGCAAGUAUUUCUUUCUGCAGUGAAAACAGCAAGAGAUGCUGAAGAACAGUUAAAGCAUUAUAAAACCAGAAAUGCAGAAGACGAAGUGUACGAUUAUGAACAUGAUCACACAACAAUACUAAAACAAAUUUGCGAACGUAAUAAAAUAGAUGAUGUCUUGCUGCUUACAAGACCAUCAGGAACUCUUUAA